AUGGUAUGGACAUAUAAAGAGACGAGAGGAAGACCACCCGAUAAGGAAGAUGAUGGAGAUGGGACUACCAGACUUAGACCCCCGCCAGACCCGGCACAAGCCCGCGCCAGACCCAACCCCGGCCAGGACCCAGCCCCCUCGCCAGGCCCAGCCUCCCGCCAGACCCAGCCCCGCCAAGACCCCAGCUCCCGCCAGACCCAGCCCCGCCAGAACCAGCCCCGCCAGACCCAGCUACCGCCAGACCCAGAAACCCCCCAGACCCAGCUCCCGCAGACCCAGCCCCCGCCAGACCCAGGCCCCCACAGACCCGCUCCCGCCAGACUCCAGCCCCCGCCAGACCCAGCUCCCGCCAGACCCAGCCCCCGCCAGACCCAGCCCGCCAGACCCAGCUCCCGACCAGACCCAGAACCCCGCCAGGAUCCCAGCUCCCGCCAGACCCAGAACCCCCGCCAGACCCAGCUCCCGCCAGACCCAGCCCCGCCAGGACCCAAGCCCCCACCAGACCCAGCCCCUGCCAGACCCACGCUCGCCGCCAGACCCAAAGCUCCCGCCAGGACCCAGCCCCCCAGACCCAGCUUCCGCCAGACCCAGCCCCCGCAGACCCAGCCCGCCAGACCCAGCUCCCGCCAGACCAAGCCCCCCGCCAGACCCAGCCCCGCCAGACCCAGCUCCUCCGCCAGACCCAGCCCCCGAUCCCAGACCCAGCCCCCGCCAGACCCAAGCUCCCGCCAGACCCAGCCCCGCCAAGACCCAGCCCCCGCCAGACCCAGCUCCCGCCGCCAAGACCAGCCCCCGCCAGACCCACGCUUCCCCAGACCCAGCCCCCGCCAGACCAAGCCCCCGCCAGACCCAGCUCCCGCCCAUACCCAGCCCCCGCCAACCAAGCCCCCGCCAGACCCAGCUCCCGCCAGAACCCAGCCCCCGCCAGACCAGCUCCCGCCAAGACCCAGCCCCCGCCAGACCCAGCUCCCGCCGAGAACCAGCCCUGCCGCCAACCCAGCUCCCGCCAGACCCAGCCCCCGCCAGACCCAGCUUCCCGCCAGACCCAGCCCCGCCAGACCCAAGCCCCGCCAGACCCAAGCAUCCCACAGACCCCAGCCCCCGCCAGAACCAGCUGCCCACACAGACCCAGGCCCCCCCAGACCCCACGCCCCGCAGACCCAGCACGUCCCGCCAACCCAGGCCCCGCCCAGACCCAGCCCCCCGCCAGACCAGCUCCGCCUAGACCCGGCCCCCGCCAGACCCAGCCCCCUGCCAGACCAUUCCCCCCGCCAGACCCCAGCUCCCGCCCACGACCCCAGACCCCGCCAGACCCAGCCCCCGCCAGACCCAGCCCCCGCCGACCCAGCCCCUCCCAAGAAGCCAGACCGCAGCCCUCCCCAGACGCCCCCAGGCUCCCGCCAGACCCAUCCCCGCCCAGACCCAGCUCCCUCCAUACCCAGCCCCCGCCAUAAACCCAGCUCCCGCCCCAGACCCGAGCCCCCGCCCAGAACCCAGCCCCCGCCAGACCCAGCUCCCACCGACCCAGCCCCAGCCAAGAACCCAGAACCCCCGCCAGACCCAAACCCGCUCCCGCCCAGACCCCCAGCCCCCUCCAGACCCAGCCCCCGCCCAGGACCCCAGCCCCCGUCCGAGACCCAGCAUGGCCCUGCCAGACCCAGGCCCCCACCAGACCCAGCAGGGCCUGCCAGACCCAGCCCCGCCAGACCCAGCUCCCGCCAGGACCCAGCCCCCGCCCGCCUGACCCAGCACGGCCCUGCCAGACCCAGCCCCCACCAGACCGAGCCCCACCAGACCCAGCUCCCGCCAGACCCAGCUCCCGCCAGACCCAGCCCCGCCAGACCCAGCUCCCGCCAGACCCAGCCCCGCCAGACCCACAGCCCCUGCCAGACCCAGCCCCCACCAGACCAGCCCCCGCCCAGACCCAGCUCCCGCCACCAGCCAACCCCCGCCAGACCCAGCCCACCAGACCAGCUCCCACCAGACCAGCCCCCAGCCAGACCCAGCCUCCGCCAGACCCAGCCCCCACCAGACCCAGCUCCCAGACCCAGCUCCCAGCCAGACCCAGCCCCCGCCAGACCCAGCCCCCACCGAACCCAGCACGGCCUGCAGACCCAGACCCCGCCAGAACCCACCACCACACCCCCAGCUCCCGCCACAACCAGCUCCCGCCAGACCCAGCCCCCGCCAGACCCAGCACAGCCCUGCCAAGACCCAGCCCCCGCCAGAACCCAGCACAGCCAUGCCAGACCAGCCCCCGCCAGACCCUGCCCCCGCCAGACCCAGCUCCCGCCAGACCCAGCCCCCGCCAGACCCAUCUCCCCACAGACCCCAGCCCGCCAGACCCAGCCCCCGCCAGACCCAUCUCCCGCCAGACCCCAGCCCCCGCCAGACCCAGCCCCCACCAGACCCAGCACGGCCCUGCCAGACCCAGCCCCCGCCAGACCCUACAUGCUGCCAGACCCAGACCCCUGCCAGACCCAGCCCCGCCAGACCCAGCACGGCCCUGCCAGACCAGCCCCCGCCAGACCCAGCCCCUGCCAGACCACGCACGGCCCUGCCAGACCAAGCUCACCACCAGACCCAGCCCCCGCCAGACCCAGCACAGCCCUGCCAGACCCAGCUCCCGCCAGACCCAGCCCCCGCCAGACCAGCACAGCCCUGCCAGACCCAGCUCCCGCCAGACCCAGCCCGCCCAGACCAGCACAGCCCUGCCAGACCCAGCUCCCGCCAGACCCAGCCCCGCCAGCCAGACCCAGCACAGCCCUGCCAGACCCAGCUCCCGCCAGACCCAGCCCCCGCCAGACCCAGCACAGCCCUGCCAGACCCAGCUCCCGCCAGACCCAGCCCCCGCCAGACCCAGCACAGCCUGCCAGGACCCAGCUCCCGGCAGACCCAGCCCCGCCAGACUCAGCACAGCCCUGCCAGACACAGCUCCCGCCAGACCCAGCCCCCGCCAGACCAGCACAGCCCAUGCCAGAACCCAGCUCCCGCCAGACCAGCCCCCGCCAGACCCAGCAGGGCCUGGCCAGACCCAGCUCCCGCCAGACCCAGCCCUCGCCAGACCCGGCAUGGCCCGGCCAGACCUAG
Messenger RNA from Macrobrachium nipponense, 3090 nucleotides. Its product is annotated as basic proline-rich protein-like. The record is from RefSeq and is a predicted model, not a curated record. The transcript is spliced from 3 exons. NCBI's taxonomy places the organism in Eukaryota, Metazoa, Arthropoda, Malacostraca, Decapoda, Palaemonidae. Bases 1 to 3090 code for a protein of 1029 amino acids.